Molecule: messenger RNA, 1137 nt
Organism: Centropristis striata (black sea bass)
Lineage: Eukaryota; Metazoa; Chordata; Actinopteri; Perciformes; Serranidae
Gene: gipc3
Product: GIPC PDZ domain containing family, member 3
Exons: 6
Coding region: 133-1137 (334 amino acids)
Molecular function (GO): protein binding
Source: RefSeq, a predicted model, not a curated record
CUCUUCACCCCAAAGCUCUGGGUGGUUGUGUGGUUGGUCGGCUAAGCGUGGGGAAGGACAGAGUUUCUCUCUUUGCCAGAGCAGUGCAUCACCAGGCCUCUCAGAGGUGGACCAUAUCUGAGCUGGGGCCCGAUGCAGAACGGGGAGGCUAUGAGCCUGCAGGACUCCAAGGCAGCAGGGGCCGAAGUCAUGGAGGAGCAGAAGGCCCAGAACCAGAGCCAGAAUCACGGGUGUGCGGAGCCCUCAGCGCCGCCACUUCCUCCUCCUUCACCACCACCACCAGGGCCACCCGAAUACCCAAGGCCAAGGCUCAUCUUCCACACCCAGCUGGCUCAUGGGAGUCCCACAGGCCGCAUCCACGGAUUCACUAACGUCAAGGAGCUGUAUGCCAAGAUCGCUGAAGUGUUCAACAUCUCCCCCUCAGAGAUCCUUUUCUGCACCCUCAACUCUCAUAAAGUGGACAUGCAGAAGCUACUGGGGGGGCAGAUCGGACUGGAAGACUUCAUCUUCGCUCAUGUCAGAGGGGAGACCAAGGAGGUGGAGGUGACAAAGACAGAAGACGCAUUGGGCCUCACGAUCACAGACAACGGAGCUGGAUAUGCUUUCAUCAAGAGGAUAAAGGAAGGCAGCACCAUAGACCGGCUGAAGACAGUAUGUGUUGGUGACCACAUCGAGGCCAUCAAUGACCAGAGCAUUGUAGGCUGUAGACACUAUGAGGUGGCUAAGAUGCUAAAAGAGCAAGCGAGAGGCAUACCCUUCACUCUGCGCUUGGUGGGGCCCAACAAGGCCUUUGACAUGAUUGGAAUGAGGACCAGAGCGCCAAAAUCUACUGAGGGCAAGAUGGUGAACGGGAGGGAGACGCUGCGUCUUCGCUCAAAGGGUGCUGCUACAGUUCAGGAAGUGCAGAAUGAGUUUGAAGAACAGGCCACCAAGAAAGUGGACGACCUGUUGGAGAGCUACAUGGGCAUCCGGGAUUUGGAGCUGGCCACCACCAUUGUGGAAGCAGGCAAAGACAAGAAGAACCCUGAUGACUUUGCAGAGGCUUUGGAUUCAGUUCUGGGAGAUUUUGCUUUCCCUGAUGUGUUUUUGUUUGAUGUAUGGGGAGCUAUUGGAGACGUCAAGAACGGUAAAAUGUAG